Molecule: messenger RNA, 518 nt
Organism: Drosophila sulfurigaster albostrigata
Lineage: Eukaryota; Metazoa; Arthropoda; Insecta; Diptera; Drosophilidae
Product: salivary glue protein Sgs-3-like
Exons: 2
Coding region: 54-422 (122 amino acids)
Source: RefSeq, a predicted model, not a curated record
AAUGGAGACAUCGAAAUCAUCAGUUCGGUAUCCAGAGAUCCAGCAAAAACAUCAUGAAACUAACCAUUGCCUGUCUUAUUGCGAGCUUCCUGCUCUUCAACUUUGUCGAUCUUUCGGAAGGAACCGAAGACUGUGGCUGCGAGACAAGCACUCGAGAACCUCUUACGACCCGGAUGACAACAACCUGCGAACCAACAACACCUGAGACAACCACACCUAAGCCAACCAGGCCACCAAGGCCGACCAGACCAUGGAGACCAACCAGACCAUGGAGGCCAUGUCCUCCAUGUGGUCCAGCUGGCCCGCGUUGUCCUGGCUGCCCCGAGCAGGGAGACCUAUGCAGGGAGCUCUUGGCUAAAAUUAAAGCCCUUAGGGACAACAUCAGGGCCUGCGUUUGUGGACAGAGUCGCUGGCUGUUGUAAGCCAUAAACAAAGCAGAAAGCAUUUCUCACUUUUUUUUUCAUUAAUGAGUAGAGUAGAUGAAUUUGUUAAUUAAAUUCUUGUCACAUUAAUAAAUA